AUGAAACAAUCCACGCUUCUAGCAUUGGAGGGUUUCCAAACAGUACUCAAGGCCCUAAUCUUUAUUGCUAUCUUUGGUGUGGCAAUCUCUUCACGUUUGUUCUCAGUGAUUAGAUUUGAGUCUAUUAUCCACGAGUUCGAUCCAUGGUUUAAUUUCAGAGCCACCAAAUAUCUAGUCAGUCAUUCAUUUUAUGAGUUUUUGAACUGGUUUGACGAUAGGACAUGGUAUCCCCUCGGCAGAGUUACCGGUGGUACUUUGUAUCCUGGUUUGAUGACAACUUCUGGUGCAAUUUGGCAUAUACUUCGUAAGAUUGGUUUGCCAAUUGAUAUUCGUAACAUUUGUGUGUUGUUCGCACCUGCAUUCUCAGGAUUCACCGCUUGGGCCACGUACGAGUUUACUAAAGAAUUGAAAGAUUCUAGUGCAGGGUUAUUAGCAGCAGCUUUUAUGGCAAUUGCCCCUGGGUACAUUUCUAGAUCUGUGGCCGGUUCUUACGACAAUGAAGCCAUUGCCAUCACCUUACUAAUGGUAACGUUUAUGUUCUGGAUCAAAGCUCAGAAGACAGGUUCUAUAUUGUACUCCAUGUUAGCAGCUUUGUUCUACUUCUACAUGGUAUCAGCCUGGGGUGGUUACGUAUUUAUUACAAACUUAAUACCACUACAUGUUUUCAUUUUGAUCUUGAUGGGACGCUACCAAUCGAAACUAUAUUCUGCUUAUACUACAUGGUACGCAAUUGGUACUUUAGCUUCAAUGCAAAUUCCUUUCGUGGGAUUUUUGCCAAUUAGAUCUAACGAUCACAUGGCUGCAUUGGGUGUUUUUGGUUUAAUCCAAAUUGUUGCACUAGGUGACUACAUCAAAUCUCAAGUUUCAGGUGAAAGAUUCAAGGUUGUUAUGUUCAUUUCAUUAGGAUUGAUUAUUUCUAUUGGUAUUUCAGGCCUGUUCUUUUUAACUUACAUGGGUUACAUUGCACCAUGGACAGGUAGAUUCUACUCUCUAUGGGACACUAAUUAUGCCAAAAUUCAUAUACCUAUCAUUGCAUCUGUGUCUGAACACCAGCCUCCUGCAUGGCCCUCCUUUUUCUUUGAUAACCAAUUUUUGAUUUGGUUGUUCCCAGCUGGUGUCUUCUUGUUGUUCCUAGAACUAAAGGAUGAACAUGUAUUCGUACUGGCUUACUCUGUUUUAUGCUCAUACUUCGCUGGUGUGAUGAUCAGAUUAAUGUUGACAUUGACUCCGAUUAUCUGUGUCACUGGUGCGAUUGCAAUUUCUAAACUAUUUGACAUUUAUUUGGAUUUCUCUGUCGCACUUUCUACCAAAUCUCCCAAAGACGUGAAGUCAGUUAAACUCGAUAAGGAGAAAAAGGAAACAUCUGAUUUAGAACAAGAAGAUGAUGACUAUGAAGCUGAAUUGGUUGUGGAUUAUGAACCGUCUUCUAAAGCGCGUUGGUUUGACAUUACUGCUAAGGCCGUUGUAUCAUCCACCUUUUUGAUGUACUUAUUCCUCUUUGUUUAUCACUGUACUUACGUGACAUCCAACUUCUACUCUUCCCCAUCUGUGGUCAUGCCAUCUCAAAAUCCAGACGGAUCGGUUGCUUUAAUUGACGACUUUAGAGAAGCAUAUUACUGGCUACGUAUGAAUACUGCUGAAGAUGCCAAAGUUGCAGCUUGGUGGGAUUAUGGUUAUCAAAUCGGUGGUAUGGCUGAUAGAACCACUCUAGUUGAUAAUAACACUUGGAAUAACACCCACAUUGCUAUUGUUGGUAAGGCAAUGUCGUCUCCAGAAGAGAAAGCUUACGAAAUUUUGAAGGCUCAUGACGUUGAUUAUGUGUUGGUUGUGUUCGGUGGUGCUCUAGGGUAUAGUGGUGACGAUCUUAAUAAAUUCUUAUGGAUGGUCAGAAUCUCUGAAGGCAUUUGGCCAGAUGAAGUGAAAGAGCGUAAUUUCUUCACAGGCAGAGGUGAAUACCGUGUUGAUGCCGACGCCACAAAGACAAUGAAAGAUAGCUUAAUGUACAAGCUAUCGUACCAUGAUUUCCCAUCUAUAUAUCCAAAUGGUGUAGGUCAUGAUAGAACCCGUAACCAAAAGAUCACUAACAAUGAAGUUGGCCCUCUUGACUACUUUGAAGAAGUAUUCACUUCUGAAAUCUUGUUGGUCAGAAUUUACAAGCUGAAAUCUCCAGAUUCCUUAGGCAGAGAUCAUGGCGAAGCUGCCAAAUUUGACAGAAACUUACAAAGUGGAGUGAAAAAGAGAUUAGUGAAGAAACCAGAAUUAGAACUAAGAGUAUAG
Molecule: messenger RNA, 2277 nt
Organism: Kluyveromyces lactis
Lineage: Eukaryota; Fungi; Ascomycota; Saccharomycetes; Saccharomycetales; Saccharomycetaceae
Gene: STT3
Product: dolichyl-diphosphooligosaccharide--protein glycosyltransferase subunit STT3
Exons: 1
Coding region: 1-2277 (758 amino acids)
Biological process (GO): post-translational protein modification
Cellular component (GO): membrane
Molecular function (GO): dolichyl-diphosphooligosaccharide-protein glycotransferase activity
Source: RefSeq, a predicted model, not a curated record